Molecule: messenger RNA, 3993 nt
Organism: Moesziomyces antarcticus
Lineage: Eukaryota; Fungi; Basidiomycota; Ustilaginomycetes; Ustilaginales; Ustilaginaceae
Exons: 1
Coding region: 1-3993 (1330 amino acids)
Biological process (GO): protein desumoylation
Cellular component (GO): nucleus; cytoplasm
Molecular function (GO): SUMO-specific endopeptidase activity
Source: RefSeq, a predicted model, not a curated record
AUGGUCACUGACAGAGUUGGCACCUCGCGCCUCGAACGCCGCGCCUUGGAAGACGUUCACGGCGUCGGCGGAUCCGCAUCGAGCCAAUCCCGAGACACACAUGCGCGCCAAAAGGUCCCCACCAAGAUCAACAUUCCGCAGCACGGAAGCACAAAGCGCGACGAUGACGACGACUACAUCCCCUCUCGCUCCGGCUCCGGCUCCUCCAAGCGUGCGCGUCCGGCCAAAAAGCCCACCUUUCCGACCCACAACUACUCCUAUCACGACAACCUAGAUAGCGACGGAACAGAGACUGCCAUACGUACAGGCUCAGUUGCCGACCGCCGACAGCAAGCCCAGUCAUCCCGCUCGCCGCGCAGUCACCACUUGCACAGCCCAAAUGACAACCGAGCCGCUCUUCACAAAAACCCCUCACACACCUACAGGGGCAAGGCAAAGGCUCGCGAUCUCGCACCCGCCCGGCGCUCCGCCACCCGCUCGAAGAAGCACGCCGACAACGAUCCCGUCGUCAUAGACGACUCGGACGACGAUGAACCCGUGCUGACUUCCCCGCGCCAUGUCCCGCUGGCCGACGACACAUACAUCGCCCCCGCCCUCCAGACCAAAGACAGGAAAAGGAACGGAGCCACGACAAUCUCGCCCGCGGCUCCAAACAAGUUCUAUUUCCGCAACGACCAGCGUCCAGAUGGUCCGAUCCCGCUCGAAACCUCAGACGAGCCACGCCGGUCGAUCCAUUCGUCAUCGCAUAGCAUGCCGAUAGCGCAGCCUGGCAGCUCGAAUCCACGCCCGGCUGGCACCAUCGCCUCACGCAUGAAACCAAAGAAUCCAUCCCCAGAGGCCUCGUCGCAAUCGUCGCAUCGUCUCUCAAAUGGCUCCGCAGCUCAUGCACCGGCGUCCAGUCGUCAGCACGCCAGUUCGGGCGAGCGUGCUUUUGCCAGCGACACAUCACCUGCUUCCAAACGCAGGCGCACAGAUAAGCUCCGCAACUUGGCUGACAGCAGUCACGACGACCCCUCAAGGUCCGGUCCGCACGAAGUCAGCCUGAACACCAUCGUUGUGUCGGAUAUUUGGAAAUCCGAGGACGGCGAACAUCCCACGGCGAGGUUCUUGAAUUACAACUUUCAUCUCGUGCCAGCUCCCGGCUCCUCCCUUUCGAUCCAGUACACCGAUGUUGUCCGCGUCGAAGCUAGCAACGACGACGACGUGCUCGAGCACGGCAUCCUCUCCAUCACCCUCCGCAAGGGCUCAGAUAGCGUGCGACGUUUGCUCAAAUUCUUUCCUGCCUUCGAUCCGCAGGCCUCUCAGGAAGCGUCCGAUAUCCACCUGAUCGCAGAAGGCGAGCGCGCCAACGUGGAAGCGCUCAAAGCCGCGGCGAUCUUGAUGCGUCGGGCGAUCGGUGACGAAUGCAAGUUCAACUACUUGCGGCAACAGAACUCCAUCACCAAGAUCCGCGCGGUCACAGACGUAAAGGCCAAACCGUGGCCCAAGCCCACAUCUUUGUCGCCCGUCGAAGCAUCCAUUCAAGCCAAGCAGCAAAAGACCACCCGCACCGCCAUCAGGCCCGGCGAAGGCCGCCGCCCUGAUGUCGACACAACCAACGCUUCCAGCUACGGCGGCCACCUCAGUCCACCGCAACCGCGCAAGAAGACCUUCGACAUCCAGGCCGAGUCUCCAAAGUCCAAGGCGAGAGCCACGUUCGACGUUGACAUGCGCGACGCUUCGUCACCAUCGCCCGACCCCGAGCUGCCCAUCUCGAUGCGCAAGGGCAAGCGCGCCACUUACGCCAAAACCAGAGUCCAGACGCGGUCGGCGAGCCAUGCUGCCUCGCACGAGCCCAUGCUGCAGUAUCCAUACGAGGGGAUCGGUGCCGUCACACUGCUGCGCUCCGACUAUGACCGCCUCUACGACGGUCAACUGCUCAACGACACCGUGAUCGAGUUCGGGCUCAAGGUGCUGUUCGAGCACAUCUGUGCCAGAAAUCCGGAGCUCGCCAACAGCAUGUACAUGUUCAACACGUUCUUCUUCAACAAGCUCCUCACCGAAGGCACCGUCGAGACCGCGUAUCGCAAGCUGCGCAAGUGGACGUCCAAGGUGGACCUCUUUUCGAAAAAGUACAUUGUUGUCCCCAUCAACGAGAACUACCACUGGUACUUGGCGCUCAUCGUCAACCCCGGUCACAUGUUGACCGUGCACGGCACGAACGGCGAUCGCGAUCACGAGAUCGGCAGCGAUGAAGAGAAGGAGCAAGUAGCUUCCGCCUUGAACACGUUUCCCAAAGCUUCCACACGCUUGUCUCCGGACGGCGAAUGGACUCAGUUGGAUGUCCCCGCAAAGCCACGGCAGGACGAGGAGGCUCCGCUGAGCGAGUUCGAAGUCUCGACGCCUCCGCUGCCGUCGCUGGUCAUUCCCACGCCAAACAGGGACGCUCGCGUGGACACAGUGCCAUCUCCCAUGGAUCUCGACGCAGAUUCGCGCGCCAGCACGCCGUCGAAGGGUGCAUCGCCCAGUGUUGAUCUCAGCCAGACCUUUCUCAUCAUCUUCGACAGCCUGGAGGGCGAGCACAAGAACGUGGACAAGAAGCUCUACGAGUAUUUGUGGCGGGAGGCGCUGGACAAGAAGCGAAUCUCGCCGGCCCUCUUCCAGAAGCUGGCAGAAGAGCAUGCGGCCAGGGCCAAGCGGAGCGCUGCGAGGAACAGAAGGCCGCUGACACGUGCGCAGCAACAAGCGCACCAGGAAGCGGGCAUGGAGAGAGCUGCUGUAGAUGUCGACGCUGCCAGCCCCUCCGCCGACACGACCGAGAGUCCGACGCGCAAGAUCCAGGUUCUGGAUACGCGACAGCCAGCCGAGGCCGAAGCGGAUCGGCCGACGGACGAGGAGCUGGCCAAGUGUCUACCGAAGCUCCAGUACAUCCUUGCCGACGUGCCGAUCCAGCCCAACUUCUGCGACUGCGGCAUCUACAUGCUGCACUACUUUGACCGAUUCUUCCGCGAGCCCGAGCGGCUGCUCACGAUGAUGCUCGAGAAUCGCGGGCCGCGCACACUCACUGGCAAGGUGAGCGCCUCGACGCGCAACAAGCAGAAGCGAGAGCAGAAGCACAUCAUCGAGGCCGAGUGGCAGGCGGGCGAGGUGAGCGGCAAGCGACAGUAUUGGCGCAACAAGGCCGACGAGCUCUCGGAGCUGUGGAAGGAGCACGAGCUGCAGAAGCAGCAGCUGGCCGAUGCGGUCAAGCAGGACGGCACGGCAGACGACGAGGAUAUGGAUGUGGAGGCCAGCACACCACCGCCGCACAAAGACCCCGAGCUUGGCGCGCAGACGGAUGCGGUAGGGGAGGCGACGGCCUCUGCGCCUCAGGCGGAGCGAGGCGUCACCGAUGCGGAAGUGUCGCAAGAGCCUGCGGGCGAAGCAACGGCAGCGCAAGACGGAGCGCGUCCGAAUGGCGAAACGGCGCUGGGCGGCACGGCGUUGGGCAACACAACGCUUGGACUCGGACUGAGCCAGGCCGGACUGGGCCUCGAGGAAUCCCUCGAGCAAGUGCUCAGCGGCCGCGAUUCCAACGAGAUCGACCAGAUUCUACAAGCGGCGACAGAGGGCGCCAAGGGCGACGUGGCGUUGGAGACGGCGUCAAACGAGCCAGCAGACGCGGUGCCUCCAAGCGGGGCGGCUGUCAAAUCGCCACCGCUGCUGUACGAGCCGUUUAGGCCGUCGUCGGACGAGCCUGAAGCAUCCCCCGAAGCAGCUGGAGCGGCCGAGUCUGCGCAGAUUAGCCCGCAGCAGAGCACGCCGGUGCGGUUUGGAAUGGGGUUCAUGGACUCGUUGCCGACGGCGCAGUCGUGGCAGGAUGUGUCGCCAUCGCUGGAACGCACGCACCAUGCCAUCGACCGCACUAGUCGCGACACGGACGACACAGAUGCGGGGUCGAGCGCCAGCACGCCCAUCGGCGAAGUGGGUCCGCCGUCGAUAUCGUCGUCCGUUGCUGUUGUUGACCAGAUCUAG